Molecule: messenger RNA, 4862 nt
Organism: Ornithodoros turicata
Lineage: Eukaryota; Metazoa; Arthropoda; Arachnida; Ixodida; Argasidae
Product: THAP domain-containing protein 5-like
Exons: 5
Coding region: 350-709 (119 amino acids)
Source: RefSeq, a predicted model, not a curated record
CUGCAAGUUGGCAACACUGUCGUACAAUAUGGCGUGGAUCAGAGCGAAACUAUAGCGAAACCGCAAAAGUUAUCACAUGUAGAUCGGAUUCGGGAAUAAUGGUUCUCCUUCCUGGCACGGUGGAAAAUCAAGCACACGUCAACUACUCAGCACUGCGUCCUGUUAGUAGGAAAAAAUCCGGGUAACGGUGUCGCUUCGUAACGCCAUCCCGUUGCUAAAAGGGAGAAUGCCGUCCGUUGACGUCCGCCAUAUUUACGCUCCCGUUGUAAGCUAACGGGUAUGAUAUGUAAUCUUGUGAACCUGUCAGUAGCGGAUUUGAUUGCUGUGAUUGACGCCACGAUCUUCGAACAUGGGCGGCUGUUGUGCUCUAAACUGCUGCAGUCACAACCAGAAAGGUAUACGGCUGUUCAAGUUUCCCCAAGACCGAGAACGAAGAUCCAAAUGGGUAAAGAACAUGAACAGACCCGAUUGGAGACCAAGACCUCGUUCGGAGUUGUGCGAGAGACACUUCGAGCCCUCCCAGUUUGAAGACAAACGUCAGGAUGGUUGGAGGAAGCUAAAAUCAACUGCGGUACCAACACUGUUUUCACACAAUGUCGGAGAACAGCUGGAACGUCCUAUAAAAAGUGAAAAGAAGUCGGAAUCACAAAACCUUGCUGCCGAUGCUGUGGGACCCAAGGGACCGUGGAUCACAAUCCCAACACAGUGACAACGAAGGUUAUAAGAUGUACGAGCGUGGCAUAACCAGCAGCACACUUCUCUGGCAAUCGAGGGGCGUGGGUUCUGCACGCACUUGUUGUCUGGUUUCCUUGAAGACUGCCAUAUUUCAUCCAUUAAAAAACGUCCUAAUACCAGCUUACAAAGCAGAGCAAAUGCUCAUAGGACAGAGUGAGAAACCGAUACUUCACAACGAUUUGUAAUAGAAGUGACGGCAAUAGAUGUCGCCAAAGAGAUUCAUUGCCAAGUAAGUUUCUUUAAGAAGAAAUGCGAUAAUCAUAAGUCGUUGCCACCAUGUUGGUCCUAUGUAGCCUAUGCGUGAACUAUAAGCUAUUGAUGUUGUACUUUUUGCAGAACUUCUGCAUUAUCAGUCGACUGAACUAUAAAAUUAUGCACUGUUAGACUUACUUUUUCGUAUGGAGAAUCGGCUAUCUACAGUAGCUGACAUAUCGGGUAGUGUGGAAUUGCGGUCUGUGUUUCCAUGCUCUCCCGAUUCUUCGAGGGUGUUAUGAUCGGAGUCUACGUUGAACUCGUUUAUAUCGUUUGGUAUGGUCGUCUCCGCUUCGCCUUCAGCUUCUUUCUUCCUUGGUUUCCUGUCAUAGUGGGUUACGUUAUUCAUUUAGUCUAAGCAAUGCAAUCAAUCCCUCAGUUCACUUACUUUCCAAAUUUUAGUCCCAUAUCACGGAUCUUUGUCUCGACGGCACUUUCCAGUCUCGUCUUAUCUAUGGUAUACUCCAUGAUGAAUGCUUCAAGCACAAAUGCUGUGAAGAUGCUGAGAUGGAACGUUGCACAUAAGCAUCAAAAUGAUUUACUGUAGAUAUGUGAAAUCUCUAGUUUGUAGUAGUAUAAACUGCAGAGUUGUAUUGCAGGACAGACUCACUUCAGGACAAUAACCACACAAGAGAGGUGGAACAUCAAAAAGUAGAACCUAGCUGCUUUGCUGGUGACAUGGACAAAGCCCUCUGUCAAAAGUGAGAUACUGUUAAGAAGAAAAGCUUCUUGAACAAACAGCAUACUUGAUACAAUCUCUCUCUCCCUCCCCUUUCUUCAGUAAUGGUUGAGCUACUUGAAUCAACGCUCCAACAGAAAGUUUCUGCGACACUGAUAUGGGUGUGCUGCCUUAUUAAAGCGAUAGCUUUAUAUGACCUGCUAAUGUCGAGAGCUGUGUAGGUCUGUCUGUAACAGUUGUGGAGGGAGGAGGAGGAGGAGAAAGUUGCAGUGGUGGUGGUUGGGGGGAGAGGGGGCACCAAAAGGACUGUGGGCUCUCCCACAGAUGCCUUUGAAUGCAGUCAAAUUUUAGUUCCUCACACUUUGUUUUACUGCUGUUUGAAGUUCAACCAUGAUUCCUGAAUGAGAGGGGGAGCGGGAGGAGAGCACCACAACAAAGAAUGGCAGAGUGGUGUUCUAUGCCCCCAAUGCUUCCAACAACAUGUAACUACAUGUAACAACGAAAAAUGGUGCAAAAGGAUAUUGUGCCACUGAUUGACAACCAUAAGCUCAAAAAGUACAACGAAAGAGCUGAAUAUGUUGUUGAAAUUGUUCUUGCAGUAUCCUGCUGCGUAGAAUGCGGAGUACUUGAGUUUUGGGUUUCCACAGUAAGGGACAGUCGCGUUAAAUCCUCCGUAGAACGUGAUCUUCUGUCGAAACAGCUCCAUGCCGAUGACUGCAUAGACGUAGUACACAGCCUGAAAUUCACCACAUGCUAUGUUACACCAUACACACACAAAAAAAACUGUACCGCGUUGGAUAAGUGAAGUAACGGUUGAGGGACUCACAAAAAGUACCCCGCCGAACGUUAGGAUGGAGGGUCCGAGAUUGGUGAUGGUGUUUAUUAUUCCUCGGAAUCUGCAACGGAUGAUUCGAGGAAUGACUGACAUGUACUGAAUGUCAAACGAGUUCACACCCUACUUCUUGAAGUUGCGAAUUAAUUUCACAAGUCGGAGAACUCUGAGCACAAGCAGGACGUCUAAAGUUGCUCUCUUGUUGAUUGCUGAAAGAAGAGACAAAGGUGGUUGUAGUGAAGCAGCACUUUAGUUGAGUCCACCUUAGUAAAUACAUAUUUCUUUUCUUUUCUUUUUUUUUGUACAUUUAUGAAUUCCCCUUGAACUGAACUUGCCUGAAAAUUAAAAUUAUGUAACCAACCCGAAGAGUUACCUUAUUGCCGGAAAAGCGUGCCCACCCAGACCUGUAUGGUACUUACUUCGAAUCUUUAAAUACUCAAUUCGAGGGGGGGCAAUUUUUCUAGCGUAGUCAAUUAUACGUACUGGUAUUUAAGAAAGCUUAAUUUUUUCCCCCACUGGGCUGUUAUAGGAGUAUCGCCAAUCGUACAGUUUCAGGCAAGUCGUCUCUCAGAUAACAGUGAUUCAGUUUUCACUCUUCUAAAAGCAGGGAAGCUUUUACUCCAUCCUGCCCUAUUCCUUUACUAAGAACUACUUAAAAUAAAGGUUUCAGUGAACACCGUGGCUACAUUUUAGCGAGGCAAAAAUGACUGCAGACUUACAUACCUGAAUCUCCAAUUAUCUCCUCAUAGAUCGCUCCGAUCAGCGCAGAGCCAAUGACUAUGACAUCAAAUCUGACAGUGAUUUAACCGGUGACCCAUUAGUCGUGAGUAAAAAGCCAGAAAAAUGUGGACUUACACAUUCCAUGCUUGCUUUAUAAAUCUGACGAAUCCGAAGGUGUAAAUCUUGAGCAGGAUUUCAAGCGUGAAGACUGUGAGGAAAAACCACUCUGCUUCGUGAAUAUCCAGGCCAAUCACUAUAGCGUUCACCAGGAUGAGCAGGUCAAACAGGUAGCGAAAGAAUCUGCGAAAAUCAUUUCAAAAUUACUUUACGGAGGUGUUAAUAUGAGAUGUCAUCCAAAGGACAUGUUUUGUCUAUACUCCAGCUACAGAAGCCUCAACCAGUCAUACCGUCUCAUUUUCAAGAAGUUCAUAAAACUACUACCGCUAGCCUAGAGUGUGCCUACCAGAACACAGCACUGACAUAAUAUUUUGGACUAUGUCUGUCAUGAAGCAACUCUAACCAGGCCAUGCACGACUGACCCUAACCCUGCUACGGUUUGGAAUGCUUUUGUACUUUCGUUUUACCGUUUUGUACGCUUGCCAGUCAUGAGUGGUUGCAGAUAGCUGCAACUAGAAAGAUUAAAUAUUCAGAUUUCAAUGACGACUGGUGCAGAACCACCAGCAUCCCAAACCAUAUGCGUGUCUAACCCCACCCCUCCUUUGUCCACCCAAUGCCACAUCUCGGAAAGUCUAUAAGCACAUGCAAAAUAAAUAUGUCGAAGUUUUUUGCAACACAACUCACAUAUGUGCUGUAAUGUUCCUGACAAUUUUCGAGGCUCGGCUGUUGUAUACUGCAGGUAUGCACCUCUGGAACGUGUUCAGCGAUUCUUCCAUCUCAACGAUGUGGACGUUCAACAGGUCGGCCAGGUGCAUGAAAUCGGGCAAAUCUGCAGGAUAUGGGCACAAUUACUUUCAGUUCAGACCUUAUUAGAACCAAAAUUGAACAGAGAAAAUAUAACGUCCGUGAACGAACAUCCGUAACAUGUCUGUGAAACGUACCUACUUUGUUGUCCCCAUUCUGAUCUAAUACAAACCACAACACUUUAUUUGUGGUCUCACUACGCUUUGGUGGUAUCCUGUUGAUGAGGGCGACAAAACGAUUGUACGUAAUGACAAAGUUGUCUCCUUGACGGACUUUGAGGAGGUCAAAUGCCCUUGAGAGGUUGUCGCGCUUGAUUGCAACCAUGUUCUGAACUUCAAUCUGAAAUUUACGAAGUAACACUGAGCACUGUCGACUACUGGCAGAUUAAUAGAGGAUUUUUCUUCUUUUUUUUUUUUUUACUUUCAGGUUUUCACGGUAGUUGAAGUAGAUGACAGCAAGGAUGAUGUUCAUGAAGAUAUAGAGACAGAUGAGCACGUAGAUGACGAAGAAGAUUGCGAAGAGAGAAUUUGCAUUGAAAUCAAUAACAAGUGCGAGACGCAGUGAAGCCUACCCAGAGCGGAAGUUCCCAGUUGCCGACUGCUGGACGCUCAAAUAAUGUCAGCAAAUGAUGAGUAAGGAUGAAGACAUACAACAUGAACUUCAGCACCCAGUGGUGGUAUACCAUGUACGUUCUGCGAGGAAAUUAACGGGUACAUUAUCAGA